UUUCCGUUGCUUUUCGCUAUAAAUUCGCCGCAACACGAAUUGUUGCAUUUGUGGCAAACUUCACAUCGAAAAUGACACGUGCGAAGCGUGAAAUUGUCAAGAAAGUAAACAAAUUGUGCUGAAGAUGGAAAUAAAAAUUGAGAAAGAGGAUCCCGAUUACUCAUAUCAGCCUGAGACAUUGUUUGUGAACUGCGAUAAUGUGAAGGAAAACUAUGCGCUUCAGGACAUUAAAGAAGAGCCUGUCGACGAGAGAGAAUCUUCCGUAAACAAGCAUGAAUUUGAUCAUGUUAAAGUUAUCAAACCCAUCAAAUCAGAAAAGACAGAACACAAGUGUCCAAUUUGCCAGAGGACAUUUAGCAAAAGAAAUGGCUUAUCAAAACACUUGAACAGCUCUCAUGACAAGAAGAAAGUUCAUAAUUGUGAGAUUUGCGGAUUUAGCUUUAAGAUUGCGUCUCAACUGAAGAAGCAUUUGAGCACUACUCACGCCACUGAGAGGAGUUUUGAGUGUGCCUAUUGCUCGAAGACGUUCAAGGGAAAGGGAAAUCUUCUUGAGCAUAUCACGUUUCAUCUGGAAAAGCCUCGGCCGUGUCCGAUUUGCAACAAGAUUCUGAAGAAUUCUCGUGCAGUGAAGAAACACAUGAGAAAUCAACACAGAGGCAGUGAAAUUGCACUGCGAAAGCCAGUUUCUUGUCACAUCUGUGGCAAGAUCUACUCAAGUGAUCACUAUCAUCGACACUUGGCGACUCAUGUGAAGAUUGAGCGGAGUUUUAAGUGUGAAAUCUGCCAUCGAGAGUUCGGCAAAAGCUGGUUGCUCAAGGAUCACAUGAGCACUCACAGUGCAGAGAAGCCAUUUGCUUGCGAUGUCUGCAGUAAGACAUUCAGGACGAAAGUAAUCCUCACUCGGCAUAAAAAGUGUCACGUUCCUCUCACCGAACCGCCCAAGAAAUGUCUCUAUUGCUCCAAAACUUACAGGCAACAUUCCAGUUUCGAUCAACACAUGAUUAUUCACCACAGAGGACUUCCUAAGAGAUCAAAUAAAAUUCCCGUUUGCACAGUUUGCAAUACGAAAUUCAAGAAUCUAAAAGAAUUGAUCGAUCACGUGAAGAUUCAUAAACUGGAGAAACGCUUCGAGUGUGCAACUUGUGGUGCGAAAUUUGUCUACAAAUCCAAAUUGAAAUAUCAUAUUGAUAUGAUUCACUUGAAUCGAGAGAAUGAGACGAAAGAGGAACAAAAGUGUGUCCAAUUUGCUUGAAAACAUUUAAGACUGAAACAUUUCCGCAGAAACAUCUGAAGAGACACACUUUCGCAGGGCAGUUUUCUGCGGAUACGCAGAAAGCACACAUUGAUGUUCAUCUGACUCUUGCAGAGGUGCCAAAAACUGAAGCUGCUUUCACUGCACAAUGAUUUUCGACAAGAAACAACAGUCGAAAUGCAAUGUUUAAAAGACAUUCUCAUUUCCAAUUGCAUUAUUCAAUGCACAGCAGUUGCAGUAAACUGAAGGAAUGAAUUUGGAAGGCAUUUCUGAAGAAAAUACAGUAUUAAAAUACAAUCGUAAUAACGAAUGAUAUUUUAAAAGAGCAUUUGAAGCCAACUUCACUGCGCUAUAAAAAUUGACGUCUUGCAAGACGU
Molecule: messenger RNA, 1629 nt
Organism: Phlebotomus argentipes
Lineage: Eukaryota; Metazoa; Arthropoda; Insecta; Diptera; Psychodidae
Product: gastrula zinc finger protein XlCGF8.2DB-like
Exons: 3
Coding region: 125-1252 (375 amino acids)
Biological process (GO): regulation of transcription by RNA polymerase II
Molecular function (GO): RNA polymerase II cis-regulatory region sequence-specific DNA binding; DNA-binding transcription factor activity
Source: RefSeq, a predicted model, not a curated record